GUAAGAAGGCGAGUGUAGAGAAUUCUCCGGCUGGUCGGAGAGGAGGAAUGAAAGGCAAGCAAGAACCACAAGGAGGAGGUAGAUCCCGCUCACCGGUGCACUUCACCUCCGGCCUCGGCACGGAUCGCGACCGGAUCGACCGACUAAUCAGUGAACCGAGUGAAUUAACGUUUCGUGAAUCCCCAUUUUGUGUCGUUGGCAUAGUGUUUUCAGCGCUGUUGUGAUCGUCGAGAGUCGUACAGGUUCAUUUGGCCGAAGGGAAGCUACGUUUGAUCGAUCGCUGCUCGAGCGUUCGCUCGGAGUGACAGACGGUAAAGGAUCCAUCGAGCACGACUGGUGUUUUCAGCGUGUUUUAAGUGGAACUGUGCAGAAGAAUGCGGUAGGAUGCGUAUCCAGGAAAGAUGUUUUCUGCACGCGGUCGUAGGACUUUGCCUGUUAGGCGGAGUCGCCCUGUUGUCGUCGGCCCAAGAAGUUGAGCCACGGACACAAACCACCAUCGGUAGCAUCGUCGAGGAGGUGCCAGGUGUCGAACCGCUUCGCAGCGAAAAGAACGAAACCGUCGAGCGGAAGUCCGAGUACCCUGCUAAAGACCAGGACUCCAAGACAACGGUAGAGCCGAAAAAGAAACCGGUAGAUUUCAAGAUCAAAACCGAUCAGAAGUACCAGAAAGCUAUCAAAGACGAUGACUCGAAACGAGGAGAAACGAGCGAGCCCGCAACGACUACCUCGAUGUCGACAGCGGAAGAGACUACGACAAAGUCGAUAGACCUUGCAUCCGUUACGAUUCCCUUUCUGUUUCGUGGCGAACCUAUCGUAACUCCGUCGAACGAAACGAUCUUGAGAGAAUUGUCGAUGGUGAGCAGCUCCCCGUCGACGUUAGAGAACACCGGUAGCACUACAGAAGCUCGGGCAAUGGAAGAUACCGCUCAGUUUAGAGGUAGAGCCCUCAACAUCUCGGCACCGGAACCAACGAACUCCUUGCACUCGAAUAUCACCGACCUGAGCGACGUUAGCAUGGACGACGACGACAAAGAAGUCGAAGGUGGCGAGUACGUAGCUCUUCACAACGAAACUGCCAUAAAUAUCUCUUCGACGCUACUGCCAAUGGUGACGGUAUGCGUAGAGGGAAAUCAUACUUAUUCGAUCGGCGAGAAGAUCGUGAGGGGCUGCGAGGAAAAAUGCGUGUGCGGCGAGGGCGGCGUGGCAAUGGAUUGCAAACCACUUUGCAGUUCGCCAUAUGUCAGGGCAAAUAGAGGAAUCGAGGACCCGUUGUGCCAAGAAAAGCUGGUCAGCGAAGAACCGUGCUGCGCGAUUUUGGUCUGCGCUGCUGAUUCGGCACCCGAACCGGAGGAAACUUGCGUGUUCGGGAACAAAACAGUGAUGAGAGGCCAACGCGUAGAGGAUGGCUGUUCGAGAAUCUGCAUCUGCGAAGCCGGCGGUAACCUAAAGUGUCAAGCGAGGUGUCCACCGAACGACACGACCUCCGCGACCAAUCAGCACGACCGUUGCGUUGUCCUCACCGAUCCAAGAGACUCUUGCUGCACGAUCACCCUCUGCGACGUCACUCUAGGUGACCACGAGAUUAGGCCGGAAACCUCGAACGACCUGACCGUGAACCUUACCGACGUGAAGGUCCUCAAUUCGACGGCGAUCAAGCUAAAGUUGUCCGCGAAGAAUCCUCAAGACGUCACCGUAGAAAUAUCCGACAACAAUCACGUGUGGAGGCAGCAGAAACCCGACAGAGAGGGUAUCUUGUCGAAUUUGGAACCCGCCCACUCGUACUAUGUGCGAGUGAUCGAAGGAAGUCGAACAGGCCCGGCCCUGCAGGUCUUUCUUCCCGCGGAAGUGGUCAAGACGAACAUCUCGGACAAAAUGGCAGACAAAAAUUCCUGCAGCCACAUGGGGAAAACGUACAAGAUGGGAGCCGAAUGGUACGACGAAUGCAUUUCUUUCUGCACCUGCGUAGAGGGUGGCAAGACGGAGUGCUUGACCAUCGAGUGCCCCACGGAUUUUGGACUGGACGUUUUGGACCCCCACUGCUUGGACUGGGAAACUGUACCUCCUAAUUUCAUCCCAAAACCCCCACACUGUUGUCCUCAGGAAGUGCGAUGUAGAAAUAAUGGGUCUUGCAAUUACGAGGGCAACAUGUACGACAACUGGAGCGAGUUGCCCACGAACGUGACCGGAUGCGAGAAACGAUGUUACUGCGAGAUGGGAAAUGUAUCCUGUCAGGCUGCUUGUCCACCGGUCCCAGCAUUGCCACCUGCGACUCUGCCUUGUCCUCAGUACCAGGUUGCCUUGAUGCAUUUGCCUAAUGACGAGUGCUGUCUGGAAUGGGGUUGCAGUCAUUCGUCCAGUCAGCUACCAGGAACGAACGCGACGCCCGCGUUCCCGGGCCCCUUAGCCACAGACACGUUCGAUAGCAAAAGACCGACUAACAACUCGGGAUCGACCGGGCCCAGCCAGCAACCGGGACGUGGGACUUCGAAAGACGUUGUUAACGCGCACACAGACACCACCACCACCCACGGACUCUUCCAUUACCCCAUGGACCCUGGACACCCCACGGUACCGUACAACGGACCGUACAGUCCCGACUACAAACCCACUCAUCCCACCGUAGAGGAUGUGUUCCACUUGUCUCCCCACACUGAGAAACCUCCGAUGAUCCCGAAAGAGAAGUCCAAGUCGAAAGCGGACGCCAAGAAACCGGUCGAGCCUAUCGCGAAACCGCACAAAGACGACUACUUUCCUGGACCGUUGGCGCCGGAUAAAUUCCCCGACAAAAGCCUACUUCCCGUCAACGCGAACGAGAAUCAGCCGUUCAUACCGACUCCCUUGAAUCCUAACAAGCUACCGCCCACUCAGAAAAUCGCUCACCCGACGGAUCAUCCGCAAUUCAUUCCGCUGAAUCCACACCACGAUGGACCAGGAUUCGCGAACGUUCCUCAAAACGGUUUUAACGCGCCGCUCGACAAUUCCGCGACAGGCCCCGCUUAUGUCCCUUCCAUACUAGCCGCGGAUGGUCUCGAUCCUAACGUGAUCGUUCCCGUGAAUCCUAAGAAGAAAACUCCCUCGGGCGACGCGUUCGACGCGGACAAGGGUAAACAUCCGGGAGGAUUGGCCACUAGACCGAAACCGAAUCCCGAACAAGAGGUACUUCCCGAAGAAUUGUAUCAUCUUAUUAAUCUGCAACACCCAGGGUUGGUACAACUGGACCAUAAUCCACCCGAAGGCCACCCAGGCUUGUACGAUAUCCAUCAACAGAUAUCGGGUCAGAAACACACGCCCAACAAUCAAAUUCAACCAGGGUACUUUGGUCCGUCGGCCAGUGGUCCGAAGAAGCCCAUGAAGCCUCCUCACGUUUACACGCAAAAGAACGAAAACGGCCAGACGACGUAUCACAUUCACACGCCAGACAUACCGAACACGCCACAGCAGAUCGAGGAACUGUUAGCACACAUCGGCCAACACGAUCCUAAUCCUGGACCGUUCCAACACUAUCCCGGCCAACCGGCCAUACCCCAUAACGUGCCACCGGCUGCUCCGGCCGCUACUCUUCACAUUGACGCUCACAUACCGCAUUCAGGACUCACGCACUUGAACCAUCCGUUCGCAGCACAAACGCCCAACCAGUCAGGCAUGGAACAUAACGUACCAUCAGGUUUCCCGUUGCCUGGUACCAUCCCAGGAUUCCCUGCUGCUUCUUCCGCGGACGAAGUCACCGUACAGAUCCUCGAAGCCCUGGAUGAGCACACCGUUCGUCUGGUUUUCACCGUUCCACAAGUUUUGGUCGGGCUUCAUGGCCGUGUCGAGCUGCGAUACACCAACGAUAAAACAAACUUUGACGUCUCCACCUGGAAGUCCCAAGUAUUCGCUCCUCCGAAUGACCUGAUCGCGACCCCACAGCUAGAGUUCGAAUUAGGCGAUCUGAAGCCAUCCACCGAGUACAAGGUGAAGAUCACGGUCAAGUUAAAGGAUCUGGCCAACAGUCCUACCAGCAAGAUCUACAGCGUGAGGACAUUGGAGAAGAGAGCCGAGGCGACCACGCUACCACCUCAGAUACCGAUCGACGCUGAACUUCAAGCAACAGAGGUCAAUUCUACCUGGGUCAACGUAAUGUGGAGGACGUUUACCGAAUACGAGUUGCAGUUCAUCGACGGUGUUCAGCUAAGGUACAAGGAGCAAGGAAACAAGAUGUACGCUGCCACACCGUUGAUCCACAGGGCGGUUCAGAAUUACGUGAUCGAAAAUUUGAAACCGUCGACCACUUACGAUGUUGGUAUUUACUUCGUGCCAUUCCCGGGGCAAUUGACGGAACUAAUCAGCGAGAAGACGAUUCGCGUGACCACGUCGAUGGAACCAGACCCGUAUUCGUUCGACGUCAAGGUAGAAAUUAAGACGAUCAAAUCAACGGAUGUGGAGGUGACGUGGAGCGGAGUGCCUUACCCAGAAGACAAAUACGUGAACAUCUAUAGGGCGAUCUAUCAAAGCGACAGCGGUAAAGAGGAUACGAGUACGUUCAAGAUCGCCAAGAGAGAUUCCCACCCGAAGACCGUGAUCAGCGACCUGAAACCGGGCACCAGGUAUCGUCUGUGGCUCGAGGUUUACUUGACCAACGGAAGGAUCAAGAAAAGUAACGUACAGGACUUUGUUACCAAGCCUGGCAUACUCCUACCUGGUACGGUCUCUCAUCAAGCAGGAAAGCUUGCGUCGCUCCCCCUUCACGAAAGUGAUUAUUAUGGGCCCUUGGUAGUAGUGGCCAUUGUCGCAUCUCUAGCGAUCUUGUCGACUCUAAUUCUUUUGAUGAUGCUAAUGAAAAGAAGAACUAGCAGUAAGGCUGACAUAUCCUCCCGUAAAACCACGUCGGCGUACGACAAUCCUUCCUACAAGACCUGUGAGGACGCUGUGAACGGAAUAUCGAACGGUAGGAACAAACAUUCUGAUCACGAGAUGGCCACCAUCAACGUUAAAGAGACCGCUUGAGGUUUAAUAAUUUAUUAAAUUCUAUUUAUUUCUACGUUCGUUGAGUCCUUCCAUGUUAUCGUCAAAAAUAUUUCUCGAACGAUUAUACAACGGACUUGCUACGCGAAGGACUGAUACCAGAAAGUGCCUGAGACUACUAUUGGCAUAAUUAGAACUUUCGUGUAGGAUGGGUCAGGUGGACUUGUUUCUCCAUGCUCACCGAGUACAGUACAUUUCCAUAGGGAAAAUGGCAAUGCGAAAAGAAUUUUUCAACUUUCAUAAUUCCAAAUCUCGUCAUUUCCAAAUUCCCAAGUUCCGAAUUUUAAGAAAUGAAAAUCCUACCAUCCAUUUCCAUUGCUACUUUUUUUUUAAGGAAAAACCUGCUGUACUCGGUGCUGAACCUACUCCAAUAAUUUCGGACGAAGGAGCUCAGCCCACCUUGAACCCAUCCCAAUUAUGCCAAUGGCAAUUACUAAAAAGCGAUAUGCAAUAUGAACAGCGCAAUAAGAAACGUAAAUCGUUUAACAACUUUCGAUAAGUGGUAAUGUAAUUAAAACUUGUACAUAGCGUUAUCGUGCGACGUUAACGAUCGCGUUUAGAUGAUAAGGUAACGAUUUAAGAGGAGCAGAGUUCACGAAGGAAAUAUCGUUCUACAUAGAUAACGGCGAAUGCGAAUUCGUAAUGGUUCCCUAUACGUGCAUUAUUGAUCCAUACGCGUUUAUUUUAUGUAUUUAAUGUAUGUUAAGUCGUAAACAAGCAAUCUCAUUGGAUCACAAUGAUUCAGUUUGCAUUUUGUACAGUCUGCAUUUACAGUGUUAGAAAUUUAUAUGAUAAAUAAGGUAUAUUACAAUGUUUGAGUCCGAAUCGAAUAAAAUUGUUUAUAAACUAUGAAAAGGAUUUUAUUAUCAAGGAAUCUGGCACAUAUAACAAUGUUGUACACUUAUUCUAGAAACUACCUUGCCAUACGAAAGACAACUUCAUGCUUAGCUUAUAAUCUAGAUUCUAGAAGAUACAAAAGUUACGAUGCUAGACAUAUAAUUUGUUCUUAUAAUUGAGUAGUAAAA
Molecule: messenger RNA, 6029 nt
Organism: Megachile rotundata (alfalfa leafcutting bee)
Lineage: Eukaryota; Metazoa; Arthropoda; Insecta; Hymenoptera; Megachilidae
Gene: sas
Product: stranded at second
Biological process (GO): cell adhesion; positive regulation of cell differentiation
Molecular function (GO): integrin binding
Source: RefSeq, a predicted model, not a curated record